Macrosteles quadrilineatus (aster leafhopper) is the source of this 1790-nucleotide messenger RNA. RefSeq lists its product as uncharacterized. The transcript is spliced from 12 exons. Bases 117 to 1790 code for a protein of 557 amino acids. Gene Ontology annotation, biological process: regulation of transcription by RNA polymerase II. Lineage: Eukaryota; Metazoa; Arthropoda; Insecta; Hemiptera; Cicadellidae. The record is from RefSeq and is a predicted model, not a curated record. Gene Ontology annotation, cellular component: nucleus. Gene Ontology annotation, molecular function: DNA-binding transcription factor activity, RNA polymerase II-specific; RNA polymerase II cis-regulatory region sequence-specific DNA binding.
AGGGAAUAAUUUUAUUCGUUUAUUUCAGUGAUUUAAACGUGUGAUCAAACUACACUUAAAAAGUAUCAUUGAGCCAAGUUCGUGUUGAAAAUCCCCGUGGACAUUAUAGGGUCAUAAUGUACAACAAUCCCAAUUUUAUUGAUUGUAAUCGUCUCUCCAUUCUUGACCAGCCUUCCUCGCGGCCCCAGGUGAUCACUAUCCGACCUGGACCCAGCAGCUCGCUCAAGGAGAUCACAGUCAUAUCCGGCCCUAGACCUACACCUAGAAGACCCAGAGAGAUUACCCUCAUCUCCAAUAACAGCUUCGUCAAACUCCCCGAGGAACAGGAUCCGUUGUCUUGUCAUCCAUCUGAGGCUACGACAGUUGCCAAGAAGAUUCCACGGCCUCCCAACGCCUUCAUGAUCUUCGCCAAUGAUUGGAGGAAACGUCUUGCGUUGCAGAACCCUACCGAGAGCAAUAAGACUAUCAGCGUGAGACUGGGUCAGAUGUGGAAGAAUAUGACUAAAAGUGCCAAAGAAACUUAUUACCAAAGAUCAAAGCAGGCAGGUCAAGAUCACAAAUUAAAGUACCCUGGGUAUAUCUACAACCCCAAGGAGGCCAGGAUACGCAAGGCGCUGCGAGAACAGAGUAGAGUCCGCAACCCCAGCGUCGCACCUCCACGAUGGAACAAGCGUCUGUUAAUGAUUGUAUCGUGUUGCAGGGUAUAUAUACAACCCCAAGGAGGGUAUAUCUACAACCCCAAGGAGGCCAGGAUACGCAAGGCGCUGCGAGAACAGAGUAGAGUCCGCAACCCCAGCGUCGCACCUCCACGAUGGAACAAGCGGUAUAUCUACAACCCCAAGGAGGCCAGGAUACGCAAGGCGCUGCGAGAACAGAGUAGAGUCCGCAACCCCAGCGUCGCACCUACACGAUGGAACAAGCGCUAUAUCUACAACCCCAAGGAGGCCAGGAUACGCAAGGCGCUGCGAGAACAGAGUAGAGUCCGCAACCCCAGCGUCGCACCUCCACGAUGGAACAAGCGUCUGUUAAUGAUUGUAUCGUGUUGCAGGGUAUAUCUACAACCCCAAGGAGGCCAGGCAGGAUACGCAAGGCGCUGCGAGAACAGAGUAGAGUCUGCAAUCCCAGCGUCGCACCUCCACGAUGGAACAAGCGUCUGGUAUAUCUACAACCCCAAGGAGGCCAGGAUACGCAAGGCGCUGCGAGAACAGAGUAGAGUCCGCAACCCCAGCGUCGCACCUCCACGAUGGAACAAGCGUCUGUUAAUCAUGAAUCGCCAAUCUUUCGUCUCGCCUGUUUUGUUACCACAACAGUCCCACGUCACAGAAGACUCUAAAGCCAUGUUGCACGAGCAAGUAGAUAGAGAACAUCAACAUACCAUGCUGCAGAGUUACCCAGACUAUGUGGAUCUUCCCUACAAUGUUCCGUCCACUGACUACUCCUUGGACAACCACAACUGGUACCCCGCCACUUACACCCAGCCUGCUAGUCAAUCCGAUGGAGACUACAUGAGCAGAACACCAGACAGCAAGCUGAACAUUGACUGGUCUACUCGCUACAACUCGGAGCAAGGGAACUUCAUUCGGGCCUCACCUCAGAGUUCACCUUACACCAUACAAAACCCUACUGAGGUCAACAGUCUGAUGCUGAAUGGAGACAGUAAUCAUCAGGAGCAGAUGACAACUCAGUGUGAUGCAAACUGUAUGUUGGACCACAAGCCUGUCAUGGACCCCAUCAUCUCUCAGAAUGGAACAUCUACAGGUCUUAUCAAGGUAGGUGCAGGACAUCACUAA